Xyrauchen texanus (razorback sucker) is the source of this 3706-nucleotide messenger RNA. RefSeq names its product tribbles pseudokinase 1 (gene trib1). Gene Ontology annotation, cellular component: nucleus. Lineage: Eukaryota; Metazoa; Chordata; Actinopteri; Cypriniformes; Catostomidae. Gene Ontology annotation, molecular function: ATP binding; mitogen-activated protein kinase kinase binding; protein kinase activity. The coding region runs from base 390 to 1427 and encodes 345 amino acids. Gene Ontology annotation, biological process: positive regulation of proteasomal ubiquitin-dependent protein catabolic process; regulation of MAP kinase activity; protein phosphorylation. The record is from RefSeq and is a predicted model, not a curated record. The transcript has 3 exons.
AAUAACGAUUCGUCCGCGAAUCAGAUCUUACCACGGCUGAAUGUACAGCUCAGACAACAGCAUCAGUAGUUAAUUGAGACGGAUUGCCCUUCAAUCUGGCUUUUACUCAACACAAAUGCUUCAUCCAGCAUCUCUCGGAUCACUGUUCUCCAACAAGCUUUAAACGGAUAGAUGCAAAAAUUAAAAAGGCAUGGAUAGGCUACGCGGAACGGCAAAUCCAUUAUUCACACACUUUUUGUGCACUUAUUUCCAUUGAUAAGUAACUAUAUUGCAGCGCGAGGCUCAAAUCAUUUUCUGGAAGAUGCGCAUGUAAGAUUAGUCGGAUUGUCCGAUUCACAGACGACUCUGUCAGAGAAUUAUCAGUUUUAAGUAGACUGCAGUUUGUAAGCAUGAGUGUGCAGUGGAUGCAUAAUCCAGUACAACACGGACACAAGCGCUUUGACUCGGACGAGCCAGUGGCCAAAUGUCCCCGGCUCAGCGAGUCUUCGGCUGAUGCGGGUCUCUUGGGUUCCUCGCCGGGAUCUCCGGUCAGCGGAGCGCCUCUGAGCGUCACUCCAACCCACCAGGGUCCCGCUCGCAUCGGCCAGUUCCUGCUUGUGCCCCUGAACGAUCGACCGGGGGUGCACAGCGCUUUAGACAUGGACACAGGAGAGGAGCUGGUCUGCAAGGUGUUUGAUAUGGGCCAGUACCAGGAGAAGAUAAGAGCCUACAGCAUGCUAUCAAAGCACAAGAACAUUGCACAUAUCAAAGAUAUAGUUCUUGGGGAGCACAAAGCUUAUGUGUUCCAGGAGAAGGAUUUUGGUGACAUGCAUACCUUUGUAAAGAGCAGCAAGAGGCUCCCUGAAGAACUGGCCUCCAAGCUUUUCUACCAGGUGGCAUCCGCAGUGAACCACUGCCAUCAAGUUGGCAUCGUUUUGGGGGACCUCAAGCUUCGCAAGUUUGUGUUUCCAAAUGAGAAAAGGAGCCAACUGAAGUUAGAGGGUCUUGAGGACUGCCAUAUUCUUUCUGGAGAUGAUGACUCGAUGUUUGACACACACGGCUGCCCCGCGUACGUGAGUCCUGAAAUCUUGAACGGUGGAGUGAGCUACUCAGGCAAGCAGGCGGAUGUGUGGAGCCUUGGCGUUAUGCUGUACACAAUGCUGGUGGGCCGCUACCCUUUCCACGACCUAGACCCCGCUACCCUGUUCUUUAAGAUCCGCCGGGGCACAUACUGCCUCCCCGAGGGGCUGUCUUUAAGGGCACGCUGUCUACUUCGCAGUCUGCUCAGAAAGGACCCCAACGAAAGACUCACUGCUGCGGAGGUGCUCAUUCACCCGUGGUUCCAUGGCAAUAUACAGGACACAGGAAAUACCGGAAACGAAGUCAACCUCAGAGAACAGACAGUGCCCCAGAUAGAAGUAGGGCAGGAUGAGGAUCUUUUCUCCUGAGAAAACCAAUAUAGCUUGAAUAUGGACCAACACUGUUCAACAUUCUCUUUGUGUUUUGUUUUCUGUUCUGUUCUGUUUCCAAUAUAUUUUGUAUAGAUAAAGAAGUAUACACUCAGUGAAAUCUAGUGAUAGACCGAUAUAUAUAUUUUGAGAUUAUCAGCAUCGGCCGAUAACUUUGUCCAGUUGGAAGCAAUGGUUUCAAAAUUCAAUUUGAAGCAUGACUGCAUGUUAUUUAUUUUGUAAAUAAGUCAAAUGUAAAAGUCAAAUGUAGAGCAAAAUGUAAAAGUUUUUCAAGUCAUUUUAAUGGGUUAGUUCACCUAUCAUUUACAGACCCUCAUAUUGUUUAAACCCGUAUGACUUUCAGCCUCAGUCACCAUUCCACUUCAUUGUAUUGAACUAAUAUGUAAUGAAAGUGAAUGGCUGUCAUUCUCCAUUUGCAUUCCAUGGAAGAAAGAAAAUCAUGAGUGUGAGUUAAUGACAACAAACUUUUCAUUAUUGGGUGAACUAUUCAUUUAACCACAGACCCAAUUAGACUAGAGCACUAUUCUAAAAACCCAUUAGACAUUCCCAAGGAAACCCAUGGCGAAUUAGCUUUCUGAGUUGACAAAAAUUCUCUAUUCAUCGUUAUUGUGUACAUCUAAUUUAUUACCAUUAAAUUACAACGUAUAUUUUGGCAAUACAUUGGCUAUUGGCCACCCUGCUCUCUAUUUAUCGAUGUCUGCCAUUGAAAAAAUCCAUAUCGGUCGACCACUAGUGAAUUCUCGCUUUAAGUACUGUAUCAUCUGUGUCAGGUUAAAGGACAUUGUGCACAGCCAGUGUAUUUUGAAAUCGAAGUCAUUUGGUGCUAGUAACCAUUGUUGUGCUGUAUAAAGUGAAUGCUGAGACUUGUCAUCACGGCUAAUGUGAAAGUGAAUGUCGCAUGGUGACUAACCUCGGCAAGGUCUUGAUGAAUCAGAACAUAUUAGUUGCAAAGGAGGGAGAGGAAGAGACAUGUGCUAGACCUGUGGCUUCACUCUCACUCUCAAAACCAGAAUGUAUGUUGACUCACCUACUGUAGCACCAUAGGAACAUGUAUCCUUUGAUAUGAGGAGAUUGGAGACUAAAGGAAAAAAACACAUUCAUUCUCUCUAUACAUGCGUACAUGCUAAAAGCUAAAUCACUGAUACUGUGUGCCAUUCUGACUUGCGCUUCACAGAAUUGCCAAACUGUACAGGAGAGGUGUUUAAAAGUGAAGUAAGACUCACGGUACUGUAUGCUAAACUGAAAUAAUAGCCCUGUACGACCACCAGUAUCAUAGAUGUGAUGGUAAAGCCAUAGUUCAUUAAAUUCAGCAUGAAUUUCUGAAAUUUUACUUAAUAAGUAUUUUGUCAUUUGUCUUGUAUUGGAGGCAAAAUUGAUUAAGAUAUUAAGACUUGUUCAUAGAAUAUAUGUUGAAUUAUAUUUAUAUUUCUAUCCUCAUUGUUGUAAGCAAACAUCUAACAAAACUGAGUUAGGUGUAAGUUUAAAAAGGGGGGAAAAAAAUGUUUAAAAAACUUAAUUGAAGGUUGAAUCUUACUAUGUUACUCAAUUUUGCUUUUCUAGCAAAUGUAUCUUGUUUUAAGGAUGUUCAGAUAUUUUAACUGGAGAACAAAUGGAAGAAAAGAAAUGGAAAGGUUGCUUUUAGUUUGAUAUAAAUGUUAAUUUCAGCAUACCCCUUAACCCCGCUGUAUCCUGACAUUUCUGUUUCCUUACUUGAAUCCAAGGGGUUCUUAUCCAACACGAGGAUUAAAUAUGGCAGUUCAGUUGAUACUGCGGGUAAGAUAUAAGAUGACAGAACAGCUGGUUGUUGCUUUAAACCGAAGGCUGAGAUUAGUGCAUUCAGUAUGACCAUGUGUGUCUCUUCCCUCGCACUUGAAAGAAAAGAGAACAGUACUACAAAAGCAUUACUGUAAGGGUAGAGUUGUGUUUCCCAUAGAGGUUUGUUUCUUUGCUUCCCCAUGUUGUGGGAAUUGUAUGUUACCUCUGAAUCUGAGCAUAAUGGUUUAAUGUGACUUUUAUGGAUUCUGAAAGGCUCUUUAUAAGCAAAGUAUCUCUUAGGCUGGAGGGCAUGCAAAAUGUCUCAUGCAGGCAGCACAUGGAGAAAGCUGACAUGAGUGCACAAAGUUCAUGUUGCACUGUGAAGUAUGUACUUGUGACACAAACCCCAAGGCUUGGCAACGAGGGUUAAAAUGGAUAAAAUUAUUUGUAAAAAAAAUUGUAAAUAUGUACAUUUUAAAUGUGUUGACAAAAUUUAAUAAAGA